Messenger RNA from Aspergillus wentii DTO 134E9, 1987 nucleotides. Its product is annotated as putative pyruvate dehydrogenase complex, dihydrolipoamide acetyltransferase component. Gene Ontology annotation, molecular function: dihydrolipoyllysine-residue acetyltransferase activity. Lineage: Eukaryota; Fungi; Ascomycota; Eurotiomycetes; Eurotiales; Aspergillaceae. Gene Ontology annotation, biological process: pyruvate decarboxylation to acetyl-CoA. Bases 145 to 1602 code for a protein of 485 amino acids. The transcript is spliced from 4 exons. Gene Ontology annotation, cellular component: pyruvate dehydrogenase complex. The record is from RefSeq and is a predicted model, not a curated record.
AAGUUCCUGGAGCUGCAUCCCCAACUCUCUGUUAUCAGGCCCUUUCUACCUGCCAGGCUCAUCUCGUCGCCCUUCAUUCUCAUUCUUAAUACUUGUCUGUUCUUUGGGGCUUCUCUUGUAUUAUAAUCGCAGCAUUUAGGCGCCAUGGUUGCCUCUGCUGUCCGGAUGCGCACUCCAAGCGCCAUGUUUCUGUCCAAGGGUGCCUCCUGCUUGAGGAGGCCCCAAGUUGCUCACAGAUUUAAGGAUGUUGUCCAACCUCAAUUGCCUGCCUUGUCCGCUCUUUCCCGCUUCUAUGCCUCCAAGUCCUUCCCUCCCCACACUCUCAUCAGCAUGCCUGCUUUGUCGCCGACAAUGACUGCAGGAAACAUCGGUGCAUGGCAGAAGAAGGCCGGUGACUCUCUGCAACCCGGUGAUGUCCUGGUGGAAAUUGAAACCGACAAGGCACAAAUGGACUUUGAAUUCCAAGAAGAAGGUGUUCUGGCCAAGGUCUUGAAAGAAUCUGGUGAUAAGGACGUCUCCGUUGGUGCUCCCAUCGCUGUCUUGGUUGAGGAGGGAACCGACGUUGCGUCGUUCGAGUCAUUCAGCAUCGAGGAUGCCGGCGGUGACAAGGGUGCUGCCCCAGCCCAGGAAAGCAAGGAGACCAAGGCUGAUGCUGCCCCGGCUCCAUCGACUUCGGAGCCCGAACCCGUUGCCCAGGAGCCCGACACCACUGGCGAGAAGCUCCAGCCCAGUCUCGACCGUGAGCCUCAAAUUAGCCCAGCUGCCAAGGCUUUGGCCCUCGAGAAGGGUGUGUCUAUCAAGGGCCUCAAGGGCACCGGACGAGGUGGCCAGAUCACCAAGGAGGAUGUUGAGAAGUUCAAGUCUACCGCCCCUGCUGCCAGCGCUGGCGCAAGCUACGAGGACAUUCCUCUCACUUCCAUGCGCAAGACAAUUGCUAGCCGCCUUCAGCAGUCCAUGAGAGAGAACCCCCACUACUUCGUCUCGACCACCCUGUCGGUGACCAAGCUCCAGAAGCUUCGCCAGGCUCUCAACGCCUCCGCUGAUGGCAAGUACAAGCUUUCCGUUAACGACUUCCUCGUCAAGGCUUGUGCUGCCGCUCUUCUGAAGGUCCCUGCUGUCAACUCUAGCUGGCGCGAGGAGAACGGCCAGGUUGUCAUCCGUCAACACAACACCGCUGACAUUAGCGUUGCUGUUGCUACCCCCGCUGGUCUCAUCACCCCCGUUGUGAAGAACGCACAGAGCCUCGGUCUCUCUAGCAUCUCUAACCAGAUCAAGGACCUUGGUAAGCGUGCCCGUGACAACAAGCUCAAGCCAGAGGAGUACCAGGGAGGUACUUUCACCAUUAGCAACAUGGGCAUGAACGACGCUGUUGAGAGAUUCACUGCUGUCAUCAACCCCCCUCAGGCCGGUAUCUUGGCUGUUGGCACUACUCGCAAGGUCGCUGUUCCCGUCGAGACCGAGGAAGGCACUGCUGUUGAGUGGGAUGACCAGAUUGUCGUGACCGGCAGCUUCGACCACAAGGUCGUUGAUGGCGCUGUUGGUGGAGAAUGGAUCAAGCAGCUGAAGAAGAUUGUUGAGAACCCCUUGGAGCUUCUUCUUUAGAUUCCUUUUGGCUAUUUAGAAAUCCAUGACCUACCCAGAUGAGCUGUUUGUGAUCGGAGGUUCUAUUUAGUCUUGUUUUAAUAUGUAUUCAAAACAAACUUGUUUCUCAUUUUUACCAUCCCUGGUGUGUUCACGUUUUUACAGCAAAGUUCAAAUACAAUUUCCUAUGUCUUGAUGAUGCUUGGGUCCAGGAACAAUGAUGCGCAAGCAGGCAUCUAAUUUUUAAAAGCCGUUGGACUAUGAAGCUAAACGACACAAGCACUCCAUACACCAGUUUGAAGCAAGCUUCCUGGUAUUGUAGAUAAAUGCGAUUAAUCUCAUGGUCAGGCUAGAACAAAACCCAAAUGUGGUGGCUUGGGGUGUUCUGUUCCUCAUCCACACGUGC